UUAUAUUCCCUAACUAUGUACGUUCCUGACGGUUUAUUACUACGUCACUGAAAGCAAAAAUGGUGGUCGAUAUGGAGUUGCAGGAAGCUAAAAAUUACGUUCUUGAGCUUAUGAAGGAUAAGGACAAAAUUGAAGCCGAAUUAAAAGAUUUAAAAAAAAUUUUAGAUUCGAAUCAUGUUGGAAUGGAUGAACCAUUGGUUGACUCUGAAGGAUAUCCAAGGCAAGAUAUUGAUGUUUAUCAAGUCAGACACGCUAGACAUAAAAUAAUAUGUUUUAGAAAUGAUCAUAAAGCUUUGAUGGCUAAAAUAGAGGAGGGUUUGCACAAAGUGCACGCAUUAGCAGGAAAUCAAGCUGAAAGUUCUAGUACAGCUACAAUAAAUGAUAUUGAAGAUGUUGUACAAUUAGAGCCUUUUCUUAGGGUAAAUUUGGUAUCUCCUGGUUCACCAGCUGAAAUUGCAGGAAUUCAACUUGACGAUUUAAUACUGGAAUUUGGUUCUAUUGAUUUUAGAAACUUUAAAUCAUUAAAAGAUAUUGGUACUUUGGUACAAAAUAGCAGGUAUAAGAAAAUUGGUGUAAAAAUUAAACGUGGAUCUGAUAUUUUAGCCUUGAUUUUAAUUCCACGUCCUUGGGCUGGCAAUGGCUUUCUGGGUUGUAAUGUAAUACCUAUAGAGACUGUUGAAAGAUAAAACUUCUAAUCAGAGUACUUAUUUAUAAUUAUAU
Messenger RNA from Nomia melanderi (Alkali bee), 720 nucleotides. Its product is annotated as 26S proteasome non-ATPase regulatory subunit 9. Gene Ontology annotation, cellular component: nucleus; cytoplasm. Gene Ontology annotation, biological process: proteasome regulatory particle assembly. Gene Ontology annotation, molecular function: protein binding. The record is from RefSeq and is a predicted model, not a curated record. Lineage: Eukaryota; Metazoa; Arthropoda; Insecta; Hymenoptera; Halictidae.